Messenger RNA from Pelecanus crispus (Dalmatian pelican), 1894 nucleotides. The record is from RefSeq and is a predicted model, not a curated record. NCBI's taxonomy places the organism in Eukaryota, Metazoa, Chordata, Aves, Pelecaniformes, Pelecanidae.
ACAGUGACAAUUCUACUGAGGACUGGCAAUUAUUUCUAGUUUGAAGAACAAGUGACGUUGGCUCAAAAUGAGUGCAAUGUUGGAAACCAGUGAGCUGCCGGCAGUGUUUGAUGGGGUGAAGCUAGCUGCAGUUGCUGCUGUUCUGUACGUUAUUGUUCGCUGCUUGAAUUUAAAAAGCCCAACUGCCCCUCCUGAACUCAUUUACCAGGACUCUGCUUUGGCCCGCUUUCUACUCAAAUCCUGCCCACUUUUGACCAAAGAGAAGAGUGGACAUAUCCAGACUGCCCUUUACGGAAAAAUGGGGAGAGUGAGAUCACCACAUCCAUAUGGACAUCGCAAAUACCUCACAAUGCCAGAUGGAGCAACAGCCACCUUUGAUCUCUUUGAGCCGCAGUCUGAGCACUGCAUUGGAGAGGAUGUUACGAUGGUAAUCUGCCCUGGGAUUGCUAACCACAGUGAAAAGCAGUAUAUCCGCACUUUUGUUGACUAUGCGCAAAAAAAUGGGUACAGAUGUGCUGUCCUGAAUCACUUGGGAGCCUUACCAAAUAUUGAGCUCACUUCUCCACGAAUGUUCACAUACGGUUGCACCUGGGAAUUUGGUGCCAUGGUUAAUUACAUCAAGAAGACCUACCCUCAGACCCAGCUGGUUGUUGUGGGCUUCAGCCUGGGCGGAAACAUUGUGUGCAAAUACCUGGGAGAGAGCCAGGCCAACCAGGAGCGAGUCCUGUGCUGUGUCAGCGUGUGCCAGGGGUACAGUGCACUGAGGGCACAGGAAACCUUCAUGCAAUGGGAUCAAUGUAGAAGAUUUUAUAACUUCCUCAUGGCAGACAACAUGAAGAAGAUCAUCCUUUCUCACAGGCAAGUUCUUUUUGGAGACAACAUGAAGAAGUCACACAGCCUGUCAGAUGCUGAUCUGAGCAAACUCUAUACAGCAACAUCCCUUAUGCAGAUUGACGAUAACGUUAUGAGGAAGUUCCACGGCUACAAUUCCCUGAAGGAAUACUAUGAAGAAGAAAGCUGCCUGCAUUACUUGCACAGGAUCUAUGUUCCUCUUCUGUUGGUUAAUGCUGCUGAUGACCCUCUUGUGCAUGAGAGUCUUCUAUCAAUUCCAAGAGCCCUUUCAGAGAAACGGGAAAAUGUCAUGCAUGUGCUGCCCCUUCAUGGAGGCCACCUGGGAUUUUUUGAGGGGUCUGUACUAUUCCCAGAACCUCUCACCUGGAUGGAUAAGCUUGUGGUACAGUAUGCCAACGCCAUCUGUCAGUGGGAGAAGACAAAGUCUCACUGCUCAGACACAGAGCAGGCUGUAUCUGGCCAGGAGUAAUUGACCCAAAGACUCUGGAUCACUUCAGUAUAUCCCCCCCUUUGGGAACAUCUUGUUCCCUCACCUGCUGCUUCAGGAUUCCAUUCUCCUUGAUAUCCUAUGGCUGGGGUUUGAUCGCAAUGUUUUCUUCCGAAGUGGAGUCAAAGCAGAGGUUAAUAUCUGGUCAGAGCAUCUUUGCAUAUAUAGUCACUUGGGUUUGUAAUUUACUGCUCUGCUUGAAGAAUUAGGUUGCUGACUGUGACUUGUUACAGGGUUAUGGAGCUAAAGCCUGCUUGCUUUAAUAUAGCAGAAGUUUCAAGUAUCAAAAUUUCUUCACCUGCUGGUCAAAAACUUGAUCUGCGGCCUCUGUUUAGGUGUAGAUGACAGGGUAACUAUGACUCUGUUCUUCUCUGUCCCAGUGCCGGAAAAACCCUGUACCAAGCCACAAGCUGGUGAGUGGAUCAGUGAUUCAGUCUGUUAACCACUAAAAUGUGGCUUGGAAAAACAGAUGCUUGGCUGCAAGUGGAGUUCCAGCCUUGCACCGUCUCAAGGGAAGCCUUUUAGUUACUAGGAAUGCACUUACACGAGUGAAUC